This is a messenger RNA of Danio aesculapii, 837 nucleotides long. RefSeq names its product uracil nucleotide/cysteinyl leukotriene receptor-like. The transcript has a single exon. Bases 1 to 837 code for a protein of 278 amino acids. Lineage: Eukaryota; Metazoa; Chordata; Actinopteri; Cypriniformes; Danionidae. Gene Ontology annotation, molecular function: G protein-coupled receptor activity. Gene Ontology annotation, biological process: phospholipase C-activating G protein-coupled receptor signaling pathway; positive regulation of Rho protein signal transduction. Gene Ontology annotation, cellular component: membrane. The record is from RefSeq and is a predicted model, not a curated record.
AUGAGUAACUCUACAGUGAACUUCACCUCACCUGAAGCCUCUACAAACAAAUUUGGUUCAGAGAACAGCCUGGACCUUUAUCUGUACAGCAUCAAUGUGCUGUUUGGUUUUCCGACACACUCCUAUGUUUUAUGGCUCAUCAUCACUGGAACUAAAAGUGGAGUUGCAUCAGAGUUCUUCAACCUCAACCUGUCUGUUUGUGAGAUUGGUGUCUGUUUGAAUUGUUUGCUGUUUAUACUUAGUAGUUGCUUUGCACUUUCACAUCUGGGAACAUCAAUAUGGUUUUUAUUAGGACUAAUCGUCACUGGUCGUCCUCUGUUCCAGUGUCUGAUGUGUGUUGAGCGUUACCUGGCAGUAGUUCAUCCUGUAACCUUUCUGAAGUACAAACCGCUCAGAUAUAGAGUGAUCUGCUGUGGUGUUGUCUGGAUUAUUAUUAUUGGUUCUUGUUUGUGCGGCAUGUUUUGUUUUAUGUUAAAUUAUGUUUUUGUAUAUACUUGGUUCUUCUCCCCACAGUUUCUCAUCCUCCUCUCCAUCCAGUUGUUUUGUCUUGUGGCUGUUCUCAGAACUCUGAAGCAGUCAGGACCAGGAGAGAGAGCGAGAGAGAAAGAGGAAAACCACAUGAAGAGAAGAGCUUUUUAUCUUAUUCUGAUUACUACUCUGACAAUGUGUGUUAUAUACAUCCCAAUGAUAAUCUAUGGGAUCUCUGUUAUUGUGACGUCAAAAUUAAUUAAGGGACUUUUUUCCUUUGGUUUUAUUUGUUAUGUGUUUGGUGGUUUUGUUCAGCCUGUUGUUUACCUGCACAGAGUCGGAAAACUCUCCUGUCUUUGCUGGCCGUAA